CUCCAAAAGAAAAAACCCACAUCUUCUCUUCUCAAACAAAAUCCCCAUAUCCGUUUUCUGUCACUCUAUUUUUCUCCUCUGAAACUAUUUUGAUGACAAUUCUUCACUUGCCUGCAAUCAAAGUGUUUUGCUUGACAGAGAAGAAGCAUAAAGAUGUUCCAAGCAAACCAUUGAAGUUUGGAGAAUCAAAUUCAAGAAGCGCAACUAACAGAAAAGGUUCUUUUCAACAAGAGCGCAAACCCAAGAAGGUGAGUCUGGAAAUCUCACCUCAUAGAGCUGUGUCUGCAGUGAGGUUAAUGCGGAUAGAGUUUGGUGGUGCUUUUGCUGAUCUUUUAAACGAGAAAGGGAAGGGUUCAGGUGAUAACGAGAUGGGAUAUGUUGAAAGAACACUUGGGUUUUGCACUCGUGAUUUGGAUGAUAGAGAUCUCAGAUUGGUAACAGACAUUGUUGGAGGUACAAUUCGUUGGAGAAAAUAUCUUGAUUAUUUAAUUUUGUCCUUGUGCCAUGAUCCAAACUCGUUUAGUCAUAUGGAGCCUCUGCUAUUACAGAUUCUUCGGAUUGGAUUCUAUGAGAUUGUAAAGCUAGAGGUCCCUUCAUAUGCUGUUGUAGAUGAGAAUGUGCAGCUUGCAAAAAUUGCCCUUAGACCGGGUGCUGGUAACAUGGUGAAUGGGAUUUUAAGGAAGCUUGUUGCACUUAAGGAAAGUAACUCUCUUCCUUCACCUCAACUAGAGGGUGAUGAUCGAGCACAAGCACGUGCUCUUGCUACUAUUUAUUCUCAUCCAGUUUGGAUGGUGAGGCGCUGGACAAAAGACAUGGGACGUGAAGAAGCUAUUAAGCUUAUGAAGUGGAACAACAGCAGUCCCAGUUUUAGUUUAAGGGCUAAUAGAGGAAAAGGUUUUACACGAUCAGAUCUUGUGUCACGACUUGAAACUUUGAAGGUGCCCUAUGAGCUCUCUCCUCACCUGGAUGAUUUUGUUCGUAUCACCACAGGGAUGCAGAGUGUUUUACAAGAUGGACUACUAAAAGAAGGAUUAUGUUCUGUCCAAGAUGAAAGUGCAGGUUUGGUAAUUUCCAUUGUUGAUCCACAACCUGGAGAGACCAUAAUCGACUGUUGUGCUGCUCCGGGAGGGAAAACACUCUUCAUGGCUGCCCAUUUAAAUGGCCAAGGAAUGGUAACUGCAAUUGACAUAAAUAAAGGGCGGUUGAGGAUCCUCAAAGAGACAGCUAAAUUGCAACAACUUGAUGAUGUCAUCACUACUGUGCAUGCUGAUCUUCGUACAUUUCCUGAGAAUAAUCAUGUGAAGUAUGAUAAAGUGUUGUUGGAUGCCCCUUGUUCUGGACUUGGUGUUCUUUCCAAGAGAGCAGACUUACGGUGGAAUAGAAAGUCUGAAGAUAUGGAACAACUUAAAAGUUUGCAAGAUGAACUUCUUGAUGCGGCUUCCAUGUUGGUAAAACCUGGUGGAGUGCUAGUAUACAGCACCUGUUCAAUUGACCCUGAAGAGAAUGAACAGAGGGUGGCUGCAUUUCUUCUCAGGCAUCAGGAAUACAGCAUAGAGUCUUCAGAGAGAUACAUAUCGGCUGAAUUUUUGAGUGAGGAGGGUUACUAUUUCUCUAGCCCUAACACCAGAGAUGAUCUUUAACCACAGAAACCAUGCAGAAUAUUUGACUUUGCAGAUUUAGAGUUGAUGUUCUGAGACAUGCAGAUGGCUACGGGGAUAACAUGAAUGAUGGUUGUGAAAUGAAGAGGCUCAGCAGAUAAUAAAAGCAAUGUAGCAUGCACAUCCUCAACCUACUACUUAGUAUACUUAUGACUUAUGGAACCCAUGGAUGGGUGGUGGGUGGGCAAGGUUUUGUAGAAAGUAGGACCAAAAUACUUUGGUGGACUUUCAGUAUCCACCCAAAGAAAUUUUGUUUCCACUUGAAAUGUUGAGGGUCCACCAAGAAUGGAAAAAUGAUGUCUGGGUUUAUGCUUUGAUAUGGUCUUCGUUGUUGCUAUUAUCAUGGAGAUGUUUUGUUUGGCAAUGUUUGUAACCAAGAUAUUUCUUAAGUUUCAUUUGUGUGUUAUUGACCAGAAACAAUGUAUGCUUUUGAC
Lactuca virosa is the source of this 2092-nucleotide messenger RNA. The record is from the annotation of a GenBank genome assembly. Lineage: Eukaryota; Viridiplantae; Streptophyta; Magnoliopsida; Asterales; Asteraceae.